Stylophora pistillata is the source of this 1183-nucleotide messenger RNA. RefSeq lists its product as uncharacterized. The record is from RefSeq and is a predicted model, not a curated record. Lineage: Eukaryota; Metazoa; Cnidaria; Anthozoa; Scleractinia; Pocilloporidae.
CGACGACGUUAGGCUUGAACAAAAUUUGCAGGGGCCGACAGUGGACUUCACAGAUCUUGAAAAGUGUGAUCGUUUGAAUGUUAACCCGAAAGGAUGGGCAAUAGUUUCAGCGUGGACAAUUUCAGAGAUGGCUACACCAAAUUGAAAAAUUGGCUCGUGAAAUGUCUCACGGAAGCAAAAGCUGCCCUCAAACGUAUUUUUGAGCGCGCAAUCGCUGGAAUCCAGUGGUUAUGGAAAGGUGUAUUGUCCGCCGUGGAAUUUUUAGGUUUGCGGAAGAGGAGAGCGGAGGCCGCCUGUGGUGCUGAUGGUCAGGAGGUUCCUGAAGAGACCUCUGAGGAGAGCGAAUUACGAGCACCUGUGCAAGAGGAAAGCAACCAGGUGACAGCAGAAACUGAUCAAGUCUCGGUUAAAUCUAACCUUUUGACCGAGGAGGAAGAGGUUAGAGAGGAACAGUGUCUCCUUUUCAUGGAGAACGCUGCUGAUACUAUGAAAAACUACGCCAACAGUUACAGGCAAAUGAAAGAAGAACACAGGCAACACGGAAAUAAUGAAAUUUUAGCACGCAAACUGGACCGUUUGAACAGGGAUCCCGCUGUCAAGAAUGCUAUAAUGCUUGCCAAGAAUUUCCUACACGGUCAAAACAGAAUCCCUGAAAAUGUAUGCCUGUAGUCACUAAGGUGUCUUAAAAUGGUUUGCUAUCACCAUCAUUGCCACCAACCCUUUUACAUUAAUUACUGAUGUGACUUAAGGUGACCAUUUUUUCUUCAUAUAUAUAAAUUUACCAUGGCAACAUGUAUGUCAUACAACAUCUUUCAGUAUUGAAUUUUUUAAAGAACCUCGCAGAAAGAUUUAUCUUGCUUGUUAGGUUCAUUCCAAGUUCAACUACAAGCGAACGAGAAUCUCCGCAACUUGUUAGAUUGGGAAUUAGGAUUUUGCACCAUAUUGGCGAUUAAGUUAUUCUCAUCCUCAGAGUUACAUCAUAGAAGCUACGGAUUUAAGUUUGUUAGAAGUAUUUCAUCGAACUUAGCUAAGUACGUAUAAAAUUAAGGUAUCGUGAGUAAUUGCUCAACUGCUGUUUGUUAUUGCAUAUCAAGGAGUCACGCUUUUGUAGAAGUAAAAUAUAUGUGGACUGAUUGUGUGAUUUGAUGAGAAAUUUAAACAUUAAAAGGGUGGCAUGAUUGAG